AGCUCAGCGGCAUAAGUGCCUACCUUGGAAGUGUAUGGUCGUGAGUUCGAUCCCUGGUACUGACAAAAAAAUUAUGCUAUUCCAUUGACCUGAAAUUGAGGAACUACUAAGACUCUCUUUAGUGAUAAAAUCCGAAGAGUGGUUUCUUGUGAUAGUGGAGGGUUGACAGUAAAAGAGCAGGCGGGAAUUUACUGGGGUUUGAUGGAAAUGCUUUAGAUCUUGAUUGGGGUGAUGGUGACAAGGUUGUAAGUAUUCUCCAAAACUCAUUAAACUAUAUGUGUAAUAGAUGGUAUAUUUGUUUUAUGUAGACUGUUUAAGUGAUGCUGAAUUUUAAAAAACUAAACAAAGUGCCGACUCAGGAAAGAAAAGCUAUGUAAGAAAGAAAAUGAAAUCACAAUGCAAUAUAGGUCUUUGCUGUGAACUUAUAUUCACAUGGCCAUAAUAAACAUAAUGGAUGGAUAACCAAAGUCACAGAAUUUAUUGGGAGAAUGGAGAGAAAAUUUGUGAGAGAGGCAAAAGGUUUAAGGGAGGGCUGAAGAGCAAGGAUGGGCAAGGAGGAGGUAUUGCAAAGGAGCUAAUUCUUCCAUCAUAAAAGGUAAUACAUAAUGUCACAAUUGAGACAAGAAAAACUGUCAGUAUGCUAUUUAGCAAUAUCAAGGCAAAUAGAGGUAGCAGUUAAAAGUGAGAACUGGUUGUCUCUGAGGGAGAAUGGAAGCCAAGGGUUAAUGUUUGUUUAUCUUCCUGAGUAGCUGGGAUUACAGAUGGGCACCAUCAGACCCACCCAGCAAAGCUAAUAAAGAAUUCUCAUACAAAAUAAUAAACAUAUUUCAAGGAUUUAACUCACCAUCGAAAGAUCCAGCAGGAUCUGGCUUAAUCAAUAUGAGAAUGCUUUGUGGUCACUAGGCAGUUACUGAAAAACAGAAUCCUGAAAUGAGCAAAAUUAAGAGAAAUUAAGAGAAAAGUUAAUAUUCAAGGCCACAGGACAGUAAUGUUUAGUGUUUUCUAUUAGACAAAAGUCAUUUGUAUUUUUUGGCAAUAAAGAAAUUAAUUUGCAUCUUGUCCAUUUUUCCCCAGAAAUAACUAAAUUCGACUUGGAUUUCUUGUGUGUGUGAUAAAAUACUCAUAAAAAUUUACUGUCUUAAAGAUGUACCAGGGGCUGGGGAUUUAGCUCAGCGGCAUAAGCGCCUGCCUUGCAAGCAGGCAGUCGUAAGUUCGAUCCCCAGUACCGAUAAAAAGGAAAAAGACAAAAAAAAAAAAAAAAAAAAAAAAGAUUUAUCAUCUUAGCCAUUUUAAGUGUAGUAUUCAGUAGUGUUAAGCACAUUCACAUUGUUAUGCAAUCUCUAAUGCUUCAUUUUGCAAAACUCUGUACUGGUUAAACAAUAACUCCCCAUUCUCCCCACCCUCCAGCCCCUGGCAGCCAGCCUUGUAUUUUCUGCUUCUGUGAAUUUGACUACUCUGGGUAGUUCUUAAAAGUGGAUUCAUACACUGUAUUUUUCUUGGCAUAUUUCACUCAGAAUAACAUCCUCAAGUUUCAUCCACAUCGUAAUAUAUUAUGAUUACCUUCUUUUUUUAAGGCUGAAUAAUAUUUCCAGAAGUGAAAUAGCUAUAGCAGCUUGUUCACUUUUUAACAUACAACUUCUGACUUUACAGAGUAGGAACUUAAUCAAUAUUAAGUAGUAAGUCAAAUGAAACUGCCUUCCCUAAAGCAGCAGGUAACCAGUAGGCAGUUUAGUUAAAUAGUGUUCUAAUAUGACCGUGAACGUGCACCUCGGAAUCUUUUUUGCUUUACUUCCAAGUUCUGGGUCAUUUUUCUUUUCAGUCUUUCCCACAUGAGUGUAGGUGCUGUGUCAUGGACCAUAUUGCACCCAGUGGCUGGACCCAGAAGUACUGUUGAAUGAAAAGUGAGGUGUGGCUAAGUCCUACAUCACCUGGCUUUUAUGAGGACAUCAUCAUGAGAUGAUGCUUGCAAACUGCCUGUCAAAGAGCCUGGCACAUAGUGGGUGCUUAAGACAUAAGAGUAGUUCUAUUAUUGUUAUGUGGCAGUUGGGUAUAGGAGGAAACUGGUUGUGACUCAGGGGAGCUGGUGGCUGUGACUCCUGCCAUGGAGGGGACUAAGGCAGGGUUUGGGGGCUCAUGUGCCUCUGCACCAUAAUGUUGGGGGCAUUAGUCGUUCUUUUUAGGAGUCUGUUUGACACUUCCUCAGGCAUGGUAGGAGAAGUGGUGACUUGGCUGAUGAACUACAAGCCACUGUUGUUUGUGUUCCUAUUCCUUCUUCUGUUGAUUAGCAACUGGCUGGUCAAGUAUGAAUCCAAGGCCACCCCCUCAAAGCCCCCACAGGAGAAGGAAGAGAAGCCAAAGACACUGGAAACUUGCCCCAAGAGCAACGAUGUCAAGAACAUGAAAGAAGUAGAGAAAAUGUAUGCCUGCUUUGCCCUCCAGGACAAGAUCCUUGAACGGCUUUUGUUCAGUGAGAUGAAGCUGAAGGUCUUGGAAAAUCAGAUGUUCAUCCUAUGGAAUAAAGUGAAUUGCUACAGGCCGUCAAGCAGACACCGUCGUUUCCCCAGGAAGAAAUUCAUACUGGGGAGGCACAACUCAAUUUUCUCCAUCGUUUCUGAUUGUACUUCCAAUUCCCAGGCCUAAUGAGACUGAGAGAGGCCAGCCUCUGCCGAUGUUAUCUUAACUUGGCCUGUUAGUCUGGUUUGUUGUUAUUACCGUUCCUCCUAUAACACAGUACAUGAGACUAUCAGCUUUAUAAAGAAAAAAGUUUAGUUAGCUCACAAUUCUAGAGAUCUAAGAGCAUAGUGUGGGCGACAGCUUCUCCUGAGGGCUUCAUGGCAGAGAGUAUCACAGGGUGAGGGCAGCUGUGUGUGUGUGUGUGUGUGUGUGUGUGUGUGUGUGUGAGAGAGAGAGAGAGAGAGAGAGAGAGAGAGAGAGAGAGAGAGAAAGAGAGAGAGAAUGCAUGGUGAGGAAUGCAUGGUGAGGCAGGAAGUAACAGUCAAGAAAGCCACACUUGGGGCUGGGGAUUUAGCUUGGCGGCAUAAGCGCCUGCCUUGCAAGCAGGCAGUCGUGAGUUCGAUCCCUGGUACAGAUAAAAAGGAAAAAGACAAAAAAAAAAAAAAACCACACUUGCUCCAUAACAACCGUCUCAAGGUAACUGAUUACAAGAAACUUCACCCCCCUGAGAGACAGGCAUUACUUCAUUUAUAGGGUGUUUUUCCCAGUGACCUAAUGUCCUCCCACCAGGUGCCACCUCUUAAAGUUCCCACCGUCUCUUAGUGCCACUGCAGUGGUGCCAAGCCUCCAGCACACAAUCUUUUAUAGGGGACAAACUGUAUCCAGCCAUAGUCCCCCCAGCCCUGUGAGUCUCUGUAGAGACUGUUGAAUGUUCCUAGUGAGCCACGUGGGCAAGGUACCAAGGAGCCAGGAGGAUGACAGGCUGAAUUUUGUCAUCUCUGGAGAACAAAUCCAUCUAUCAGUGGGAAGUAGAUGGCAUAGUGAUGGGCUCUGGAGCACAUCCCUCCCAUUCUGACCAGGCACCUCUCCCUGGCUCUGCCAGGUCCCCAAGAGUCUCCCCACCGCUGCCCAGCUGGCACUCGCUCCUGCAGGUCCGAGUGAGCCCUGCCAAGAGUCACCUUGCCCACAAUCCUUGUCAUCUCCAUGCGCCCCAUGCCCAUGGUCCACCAGAAUAAAACCCAUCCUCCUCCCUGUGGGGCCCAGGCCCCUUUCUAACCUUUUGUCUCCUCUGCUCCUCCCCUCACACCCCUUAAACUUCAUGAACCAUCUGAAUGUGCAACUGAAAAUUACUCUUUUAACUCAACUCUCUUAAAUUUGUAAGAAGUAAUACAUAACAAUGAUUUUUUAAAAUUCAUUGCUUUAAAUAGGAUACAAUUUUACAAAUAAAGACAAUGGAAACCAAACCAUGUUAGGUUCCAAGCAGGGCUUGGCUACUCACUGAAGGAUCAGAGUUUUGUGAAUUUGGAGUAAAAACAGUGGAAUUAGCUGGUAUAGUGACUCAGACCUGUAAUCCAAGUACUCUGGGAGGCUAAGGCACAAGGACUGCAAGUUUGAACCCAGCCUGGGCAAUUUACAAGACCUUGUCUCAAAAAAGUAGAGAGAGCUGGAAGAGCUCAGUGCAAAGGCCCUGUGUUCAAUCCACCGUACUGUACUCCCAACCCCACCCCAAGUUGAAAUGAGUGAGGAUUCAAUUUUAAGACAGGCUGACACCAAGCUGUGAUUUCUCCAUAGGGGAAAAGAAAUCAUCACCUCAUGGUGAGCUAGUGGGACGUGGUGAUGCUGGUGUCCCACCUAAAGUCUCUCAGCACAGAUCUCACGCCUUCUAACCAAGCAGAUGACUGUCUGUGCCUGGAAGGCACUCAUGUCCCUGCUCACACAGUUUCUUUCUGGAAUCCGUUAUUCUCCCAUUUCUGUUGACAUAAUCCUUCACUUCUUCCAAAGCCAGGUGCAUGAACCUCCCGCCUCAGCAUUCUGGAACAUCUUGUCUAUAGUACCACUAUAGAAUGUGUCCCAGUCUGUUGAGAUUUGUACACAUUCCUAUAUUCCCUCCCUUUUCUCCAACUAGAUGAUGAUUUUUUUUUUUUAUCGGUACCUGGGAUCGAACUAGUGACCACGCGCUCGCAAGGCAGGCGCUUAUGCCGCUGAGCUAAAUCCCCAGCCCCACAGACAAUGAUCUUUUUGAGCACAAACAUAGUACCCUGUUUAUCUAUAUCCUUCCCGCACUAUUUAACACAGUGGCUAGUAUACAGCCAGUGCUCAAUAAAUGACAUCUGUUUGUCAAUCACAGGCUCAUAUCUUGACAGUUUUUCUACCCUCUCAUUUUUGGAUGAUUUGCAUAUAUCCUGUUUUGUUUAAGAGCAAGAUCACUGAGCCUAAACAUCCUGGGUUCAAAUUCCAACUCUACCAACUCUUAGUAGACCGCUUCUAAAUUGCUUAUUCUUGUUGUACCUCAGUGUCCCCCACUGUAAAAUAGAGAUCUAUGAGUCAUACAGAGUUUUUAUUAGGAUUAGCUAGAUGAUGUAUUAGCAUUCUUAUCUCUGAGAUAAAACACCUGACACCCACAAUUUAAAGGGGGGAGGUUUAAUUUGACUCACAGUUUCAGGAGAUUCAGUCCAUGGUUAGGAGGCUUUGCGGCAGAAGCCAUGGAGGAAGGGCACCGCAGAGCGAAGAUGCUUAGUUAUGGCAGCCAGGAAGCAUAGCAGGGGAACAGCAUCCAGGAAGAAGGGUCGGGGACCAUCUGGAGUACUGAAGGUCACACCUCAGUGACACCCCAGGCAAACCCAGGAAUGUGCUUUACUAAUGCCCUGGGUGGCUGCUAAGCCA
Cavia porcellus (domestic guinea pig) is the source of this 5337-nucleotide messenger RNA. It is a transcript of the gene Tex46, whose product is annotated as testis expressed 46. NCBI's taxonomy places the organism in Eukaryota, Metazoa, Chordata, Mammalia, Rodentia, Caviidae. The record is from RefSeq and is a predicted model, not a curated record.